GCAUUGCCAACAGGCCUUGGAAAAACGCUUAUUGCUGCUGUUGUAAUUUAUAACUACUUCAGAUGGUUUCCAGAUGGGAAGAUAGUUUUUGCUGCUCCUUCUCGACCGCUUGUCAUGCAGCAAAUAGAAGCAUGCCAUAAUAUUGUUGGAAUUCCGCAAGAAUGGACAAUUGAUAUGACAGGUCAGAUCAGUCCGACAAGAAGAGCAAGUUUUUGGAAGACUAAACGAGUUUUCUUUGUUACUCCACAAGUUCUGGAGAAGGAUAUUCAAUCUGGCACAUGUUUGGCAAAGUACCUGGUAUGUUUAGUGAUUGAUGAGGCUCAUCGAGCAUUGGGAAAUUAUUCCUAUUGUGUGGCAGUCCGCGAGUUAAUGGCAAUGCCAGUGCACCUGAGGGUAUUAGCUUUGACUGCCACACCAGGAUCAAAGCAGCCUGCUAUCCAGAAAAUAAUUGACAACUUAUACAUAUCAACACUUGAAUAUCGCAAUGAAAGUGACCCCGAUGUUAGCCCAUAUGUUCACAACCGAAAGAUAGAACUGAUUGAGGUUCCACUGGGGCAAGAUGCAGCUGAGGUAAAUAAUCGGUUGUUAGAAGUAAUUCGUCCUUACGUGGCCAGGCUUCAUGCGGUUGGACUUAUUCAGAACAGGGACUAUCAGACUUUAAGUCCGGUUGAUUUACUUAAUUCAAGGGAUAAAUUUCGUCAAGCACCUCCCCCAGAUCUUCCACAUGUAAAGCAUGGAGAAGUUGAAGCAUCCUUUGCAGUUCUUAUCACACUUUACCACAUUCGUAAGCUACUUUCAAGCCAUGGAAUAAGACCUGCAUAUGAGAUGCUGGAGGAAAAGUUGCGACAAGGGCCAUUUUCAAGAUUGAUGCGUAAAAAUGAAGACAUAAUGAAUGCAAAGCUUUUAAUGCAACGGAGUUUGUCUCAUGGCGCACCAAGUCCGAAAUUGUCAAAAAUGUUAGAAGUACUGGUUGACCAUUUCCAAACGAAGGAUCCACAAAACUCCAGGGUGAUUAUCUUCUCAAAUUUUAGAGGCAGUGUCAGGGACAUAAUGAAUGCACUAGCAAGUAUUGGAGAUUUAGUCAAAGCAACAGAGUUUAUUGGUCAAAGCUCAGGGAAAGCAUUGAAAGGCCAGUCUCAAAAAGUUCAACAGGCAGUUUUGGAGAAAUUUCGAGCUGGUGGGUACAAUGUUAUUGUCGCCACAUCAAUUGGUGAAGAAGGCCUGGAUAUCAUGGAAGUUGAUCUUGUAAUAUGUUUUGAUGCUAAUGUUUCACCUUUGAGGAUGAUUCAGCGGAUGGGGAGAACCGGAAGGAAGCAUGAGGGACAAGUUGUAGUUCUUGCUUGUCAAGGGUCAGAGCUAAAGGGUUAUAUGCGAAAGCAAGCUAACAGCCGGUCUAUAAAUAAACACAUGCAAAAUGGUGGAAUGAAUAGCUUCAAUUUCCAUUCCAGUCCAAGGAUGGUUCCUCACAUUUUCAAACCAGAAGUUCAAUUUGUUGAGCUGUCAAUUGAACAAUUUGUUCCCCGUGGAAAAAAAUUAAAAGAAGAUCACACUGUUGAGACACCUCCAUUUAGGGAAAAACUGUCUGUUGCAGAGUCUGAUUUAAUUGCCAAGUAUUUCCAUUCUACCAGUGAGAGCACUUGGAGACCUUCACUGAUUGCCUUCCCUAACUUUCAAGCCUUUCCCUCCAAAGUAUAUAAAGUAAUGCAUUCUUGUAGAACAGAGAUGCUGAUAGAUUCCAUGCAAUAUUUGCAAGGUUUAACCUUUCCAGGAGGCAAUGGGAAUUUCUUUGUUGAGGCUGAAGUCUCUUCAGGUGAUUGCUUCGGAGUUGGCAUCGUUGAGCAACAUGACAGUAGCAGCAAAGAUUUGCUAGUUUUGGAUAAUUCUCCAGUUGCCAAUGCUCAAUUAGGAGUAACAGAUUCUGCAGAAUUGCCUAUGAGGACUAUAAGAACUAAGGAGAAGUAUGAUGAGCCAAAUUCUGGAUGCAAAAGUCCCCAAGAGCACUCCUACCUUUUUGGUUCUGAUUUUGUAUCUGUUGAUGCUUUGGGAAAGGUCCUAAUUAUAUCUGUUCCUUCACUUUAUUUCGAAGAUGUAAUGCAUUCUAAGCAUGUAAGUCCUAGUACUAAAGAGUUGCAAAAUUGUUUGAAUCAAGAGACAUACCAUGUGAAGACUCCAGAUGGAAUUAUGCAAACUGAAGCUGUUCCAAAUGUAACAACUUCUCAGACAAAAAGCACGAAAGAUGAUACUCUACCAACACCUAGAUUUUGUGAAACUGAUUCUGAAAAAGAGAAAAUGCUGGAUGGAGUAGAAAAAAUUCCUGGGACUCCAGGUGGCACUUGUGAAACACCUGAUAUUGAGGAAAUCAAGGCACUGCCACCACUGGCUGAUGAACAUUGCCGUGAUCUCCAAGAUACUGAACUUAGUCCCCGUCUAACUAAUUUGAUCAAAAUCGGUGUUGUUCCAGAGUCUCCUAUAACUGAUAGUGGGAUUUUAAAGCACAAAAUAAGAAAUGAAUCUUUAAUUCCAGACCUAGCAUCACCUGCCAAAUUGGGCACUGAACUGCUAUUGAGAUCAUCAAGUCCAGUGGAAAAUGAAAGGGGCAUUAUGGACAAUAGCCCCUAUGGAAGAAAUGUCUCUGUUAUGAAAGACGAAAUGACACCUCUAGUUAAGAUGAACCCUGUUUCUAGUACAAAACAUAGCCCUUCUUCUCCACUUGCGGAAACAAAAACUCCCUUGGCACACCUUACAAACAGUAGUGGUAGCAAAAGUUGGCGCUUAAAUUCUGGAGAGGUUGCUACAGUCGAGCAUGUCCAGAAGUUUAAAAGGUUGCGCAAAGUUGGGAAUUGUGGAAAAGCUAGGAGCUCAAAAAGCAUGAAGGAAAAUUCUAUUGUCUCGGUAGCAAACCUUGCCAAAUCCUUUUCUGGUGCCAGUCCUAUUCGAACAAAGCAUGGCAGAGGUAAAAAGAAGCCAGAGAAUGAUGUCAGAACAUUCAUUGAUGAGGAAGCCGAGGUAUCUACAGAAGCUGAAAUAUCUGCUGAAGAAGAAGAUGAUGACAAUGAAUCGUAUGAUGAUAGUUUCAUAGAUGACAGGAUAAAUCCUACUGCUGGCAGUAACCAGACUGAAUGUGGUAGAGUUGACAUGAUGGCAAUUUACAGGCGUUCUUUGCUAAGCCAAUCACCAAUGGUGAUGCAGUCAACUUCUUUUAGCCCUGACUGUGUAGCUUCCACGAGCAAAGACAAUGGAAGUGGGUGUUCCUCGGGCAAGAUGUUUAAUUCUCUCCAGGUACCUCAACUUGAGUCCAUAAAUCAGCCUGCAAGGAAGUAUACAGAGUCAUUCCAAAUGGAAGAGAGGAUCUCCUCAGAAUCCAUGCCUUUUGGAACUAAUGAUUUUGCAAUAGAAAAUAAGAGUAUGCAAAGUAGGAAGAGAAAGCUGAGUUUCUUCCAAUUGGAGACUAUUCCUGCAAUUAACUUAGACCAAGAAUUCUCUUUAGAAUCUGAGGUUGGAGGCAAAGAAUCAAGUAAGGCUUCUCAGCAGCCCCAAGUGGACAAAAUCACUGUGAAUGAGAAUGAGUUUGAUGAUGAUGAUGAUCAAUUUUAUGCUAGUCUUGAUCUUGAUGCUGUUGAGGCACAAGCUACCUUGCUUCUCAAACACCAGUCAGAGCCACCAAUAGAGAAGCAAGAGAAAAUUGUUCCACCAAACCUUCAGAAUGGUGGGCUUCAGGGUUCUCCAUCAUUUGAUCUAGGGAUAUGGUAAUUGAGGCAAAACCCCUGUGAAACUGCUGCUAGAAUAUAUCAGUACAUGGAAAUAAUUUGUUGUAGCCACUUAGAAGUUAGAUUAGAAUUAUUUUGGGGUCAGGAUAUAGGAAGAUGUAGUGGGAUAUCUGGGCAAUUGUAUAAAAUUUAAUCAAUUGUAUAGUUUGUAGAGAGCUCCAUGUCUAGAGAAACCAAUGUAUUUAUGUACAGGUGAUGCUGUCCUCUAUUAAAUUUGUUCAGAAAAAACAUUGGUAGAACCAAGAAUAGCAUAUUUAUAAUGUAAAUUUCAUGGCUGAGCAUUUCUACUCUUCCAGUUUUUGACAGUGCCCAAACUCCCAGUCUCCAUUUGUUUUAAUUGGUGUGUUCGACUCUGCUACUGUUGCAGCUU
This is a messenger RNA of Theobroma umbraticum, 4137 nucleotides long. RefSeq names its product DEAD/DEAH box RNA helicase family protein (gene FANCM). Gene Ontology annotation, biological process: interstrand cross-link repair; double-strand break repair via synthesis-dependent strand annealing. Gene Ontology annotation, molecular function: four-way junction helicase activity; four-way junction DNA binding; ATP binding. Lineage: Eukaryota; Viridiplantae; Streptophyta; Magnoliopsida; Malvales; Malvaceae. The record is from RefSeq and is a predicted model, not a curated record.